GAAGAAGACAGGGCUCUGCUUUGGUGUCUCCAAACCUCCCCUUCUUCCAUUCUUCCUUCCCUUUGUCUCUUCUUUUUUUCUUUUUUCUCUCCAUGCCAGUCUUCCACCUUCCUCUCUCUCUCAAUAAUUUAUUGAGGCCAAACUAAGGGAAGACUUGAAGAAGAAGCCAAAAUAGAAACUGCCAUUGCAACAGAUCAUUAAUAAGAACCCCAUCUGCAUAUCUCCAUAACUCCAUAACCCCAUUGAGAGUUUUCAGGGUGGAAAAACAUAGAGCAAAAAAAAAAAAAAAAAGAAAAAAGGAAAAGAUUGUUGUUAGGAUUGUGAGAAAUGGCUUGUAUGAAGCUGGGAUCAAAAGCUGAUGCAUUUAGAAGAGAAGGAAAUUCCUGGUUUUGUACAACCGGUCUUCCCAGCGAUAUAACCAUAGAGGUUGGCGAAGUAUUAUUCCAUCUUCACAAGUUCCCUCUAUUAUCUAAAAGCGGCUUACUGGAAAAGCUGAUCAGAGAGAAACCGGAAGAGGGAGAAGAGGGUUGCAGCGUAAAUCUAACCGACAUUCCUUUCGGCCCCAAAGCGUUCGAGCUCGCCGCGAAGUUCUGCUACAAUAUAAAGUUCGAGCUAACCGCCUCAAAUGUCGUGUACUUACGAUGCGCGGCCGAUUAUCUCGAGAUGACCGAAGAGAUCUCCGAGGGCAAUUUGGUUUCCCAAUCUGACGACUUCCUCAACCGGUACGUGCUCAGAGGCUGGAAAGACACGAUAAGGGCGCUUCAAACUUGCGAUGAUGUUCUUCCUCGAGCCGAAGAACUUCAAAUUGUUAAGCGAUUGAUCGAGUCCUUGGCCAGAAAAGCAAGCACCGAUCCCAAUAUGUUCGGUUGGCCGAUCAUGCAGAUCGGCCCUUCGCAGAGUCCCGGAGGGAGCGUUCUCUGGAAUGGAAUAAGCACCGGGGCGAAACCGAUAAAUAGGAGCUCGGAUUGGUGGUACGAGGAUGUAUCGUCUUUAAGCCUCCCUUUAUACAAGAAGCUGAUCUCGGUGAUGGAGUCGCGAGGAGUUACGCAAGAACUCAUUGCCGGGUCGAUCAGCUUUUACGCUAAAAGGCAUUUACCCGGCCUUAAUCGGCGCGAAAGCGUGAGCGAUACUAGUUGCCGUUUUGAUUCCAAAGUUUUAGCUAGUUCUCUAUCGGAAGAAGAGCAGAAGCAUCUGCUCGAGGAGAUCGAUCAGCUCCUUCCAUUCCAAAAGGGCUUGGCUUCUUCGAGAAUCUUAUUCGGGCUUCUUCGAACAGCUAUUAUCUUGCGAGCCAGCGAGAAGUGCUUGUCGAAUCUGGAGAGGAGAAUAGGGAUGCAACUAGACCAAGCCGCUCUGGAGGAUUUGUUGAUACCGAACAUUUCUGAAGCGGUCGAAACACUUUACGAUGUGGAUCGUGUUCAGAGAAUUCUCGAUCAUUUCGUAGCUAUGGAUCAGGACAAUUUUGGCGGGGCCUCACCUGCUCUGGUCGAAGACGAGCAAUUAAUUUUGGGGUCCCCUUCUCUAACGCCAAUCACGACGGUCGCGAAAUUGAUCGAUAAUUAUCUUGCAGAGGUUGCGCCAGAUGUGAAUCUAAAGCUAUCGAAAUUUCAAUCUCUGAUCACGGCUGUACCGGACUAUGCUCGGCCAUUGGAUGAUGGAUUAUACCGCGCCAUCGACAUUUAUUUGAAGGCGCAUCCGUGGCUUCAGGAGUCGGAGCGUGAGGAGCUGUGCCGGCUGAUGGACUGCCAGAAGCUCUCCCUCGAGGCGUGCACGCACGCCGCGCAGAACGAGCGGCUUCCGCUACGAGCCGUCGUGCAGGUGCUCUUCUUCGAGCAGCUGCACCUCCGAAGCUCCAUCGCGGGUUGCUUGCUCAUGUCCGACAACCUCGACGGCUCGAGGCCGCUCCAGAGCGGGGUGCAAGUUUCAAAUAGAGAACAUCAGGUGCUGAAGCUGGGCAUGGAUAGCAUGCGAAACCGAGUUUCCGAGCUCGAGAAGGAGUGUUCGAGCCUAAGAGAGGAUAUCGAGAAGUUGGGGCGCGAGAAAAAGAAGCUCGGAUUCAGGAUCAUCAAGUCGCAGAUUUGCAGUUCUAAUGAUGGGCUCGCGAGCAAGGAGAGAUUGGCUUCAGAGGAAGUUGAGAAGCAGAAGCAUUUGAAACAGAAGUAGAAAUUAGUUUUUUUGUUAUUUUUUUAUAAAUUAGUGCAUGAUUUUUUCUUAAAAUUCUUAGGUUUUUUUCUCCAUUUGUUUUGGUCUGGUGUGAACUGUGAUCUGAGUUUGUUUCUGGAAUAUUGUGGGUGAAUGUGGAAAAAUUGGAUAUCUUUGGAUCUGAGUGCAAA
This is a messenger RNA of Ananas comosus (pineapple), 2330 nucleotides long. Its product is annotated as BTB/POZ domain-containing protein At1g30440-like. The transcript is spliced from 5 exons. The record is from RefSeq and is a predicted model, not a curated record. Bases 328 to 2160 code for a protein of 610 amino acids. Gene Ontology annotation, molecular function: protein binding. Lineage: Eukaryota; Viridiplantae; Streptophyta; Magnoliopsida; Poales; Bromeliaceae.